Agrilus planipennis (emerald ash borer) is the source of this 1154-nucleotide messenger RNA. Its product is annotated as E3 ubiquitin-protein ligase MARCH8-like. Gene Ontology annotation, biological process: protein ubiquitination. The record is from RefSeq and is a predicted model, not a curated record. The transcript has 5 exons. NCBI's taxonomy places the organism in Eukaryota, Metazoa, Arthropoda, Insecta, Coleoptera, Buprestidae. Bases 14 to 1084 code for a protein of 356 amino acids. Gene Ontology annotation, molecular function: zinc ion binding; ubiquitin-protein transferase activity.
AAAAAUAUUUGAUAUGUCUUUUCCAUCAAACAAACCAAAAAUUCCUUGUAUUAAUUACGCACCAUCCGACACACAAAUAAAAGAAACCGAAAUAUUGGUAACUGUUUUCAAAACGGAAUCAAACUGUAAACUAAAGUGCAAAAGGCAUGGUAACAACAGUCCCAACAGCAUCCAACAGAAUUCUCUUCACAACUUAACACAAGGAGAUGUAACCCCUACUCUAGCGUAUUUUAAUUCAAAAAUCGAUUUAAAUAAUGAUUCUUCAUCGCACACAGGAGAAUAUGAAGGCACAUAUAGAAAAGAAAGUGGUUACGUAUUGAAACCAACAAAAGUUUUUACGGUGAUCAACAAUAUUCUUAGUAAUGAAGACAUUAAUAGCAAAUCUGAUGAUGACGAAAAAAGUGAUUCUGAAAAUAAAAGUAUCAUUUCGGAAAUAUCAAGGUUAACACCAAAAGCAAGUUUGAAAAAGCUCUGCUCGAACUUUUGCAGGAUUUGUCAUGGUGGUAAAAGUUUUGCAGAACUUUUAUCGCCUUGUAAGUGCAAAGGAUCCAUCGCCUUAGCCCAUCUGGAAUGUCUGGAACACUGGCUUAGAGAAUCUGGCAACAGCCAUUGCGAACUCUGCCAGCAUCACUUUCAAAUAAUAAGGGAACCGAAGUACAGCAUUCCCAUGUCUGUAUUGGUUUUCCUAAGGAAUCCUGGUGAACAAUACGGCGCAGAGAUGGCUUUAGAUAUGGUUGCAUUUCUGUUUUACACCCCUCUUACCGUAUUCACCACCUAUCUGUUGAUGUUAAUAUGUGAAAACUACACGAAAACCACCAUGCAAAACGAAAAAUCCGUUGGUGCCCACCUGAUGGUAUUUGCUAGUAUCUUUGGAAUGGCCGCAAUUGACUUUACUUACUCUUCAUGGAUUAUGUUAGUAUUUCAAAAAUAUAUUGACGCGUGGAGAAGUUGGUACAGAACGAAUUGUAAUCUCAAAUUGAUAUUGCCCUCUCCAAAAAAUAAAGAUACUUUAUGCCGGAAGAGUCACACUCGACUUUUAAGAAAUCAUAUACGAAGAGGUAUUAGCAUUGGCUCUAUAAAUUAAACAAUUCCAAUUAAGUAUUAGCGAAAAACAUAUCUUAAUAAAAACUAGUAAAGAUUUGUAUUAUAUCUGA